Molecule: messenger RNA, 1546 nt
Organism: Brachypodium distachyon (stiff brome)
Lineage: Eukaryota; Viridiplantae; Streptophyta; Magnoliopsida; Poales; Poaceae
Product: prophage side tail fiber protein homolog StfR
Exons: 2
Coding region: 226-1380 (384 amino acids)
Molecular function (GO): calmodulin binding
Source: RefSeq, a predicted model, not a curated record
UAGUUUUAAGGAGACGCGGCAAUGCAUGGGGGGUCCUUCUCCCACCUACGCGGCUACCGUCCAAAUCGCGGCAUAUAAUGUGGCCCGGCCAUGGUGUUAACUUUCCUCUCCUCCCCGUCCUCGUCGCCCUCGCCCCCGCAUCUGGGCCAGAAUAGCCGGCGGAUCCCCAGAUCGACCCACCGGCCGGUGACCCCCAGCCGCAUCUAGCUAGCUAAUACAGAACCAAUGGCGACAUCCAAGAAGGAGCCUCUCUACCCGAGAAAGGAGAGGACGACGACCAUCAGGAUGUCCCCGAACAUCAGGCCCUCCUCCAGCAGCGAAUCGUCCUCCGGCUACAGCGCGCGGCAGGCAAGGUCAGUCCCGAGCUCCCCGGACCGCAAAUUCGGUCCUUCAGCUGGGGCAACAACGGCAACAGCGGCAGCGGCAGCGGCGGCUCCCUCUGCCUCUCCGGACAUGUGCCCUCGUCCAUCCUUGUCGGCUGCCGGCCGGUCCGUCUCGUCGCGGACAAUGUCGAGCUCAGGCUCAUACAUCCAUGUGGGCAAGCCAUCCACCGGUGCUGCGGCAUCGAAGCCGAGUCUGGCGAGAGCGAAAUCCGACAAGGUUCGUACUACUGCCACCUCACAGCGGCCUCCUGUGCUCGCUGUGCCGCCGAGCAAUUCGUUCAAGGACAUGGCCAGGACAGCGGCAGCAGCCAAGUCGCCGUCCACCUUGCCGAAGAGCAAGGUGUCACCAAGGCCUUGCACUGAGAAAGGUGUGGGCAUCCAGAGGGCGCCAUCGCCGGGAGCUUCGAGAGGUGGGAAGAUCACUCCGCCGGUGCCAUCGGCACGGGCACCAGUUGCCGCUGCGAAGAAGAGAGUAGAAAAAGCUGCAAAUGGUGGUGCUAGUGCAAGCUCAAGGGCAGCAAGUGCCUCUCAAAGGGCAACAAGGAAGGAGAAAGAAGAGGAGCCAUCAAUGCAGUUUGAGGCAUCUGAGAGCCUAACCACGUCCAUCGAAGAUCACCUGCAGAAGCGACUUCCUGACCCUGUCGAUCUGAAAUCCAUGGGCUCGGCUGCUUCUGGUUCAGUUCGACAUGGUCAUCAGCAGGAGCCAUACUCUGAGCAACAAGGCAAGAGCGGGGAGGAAGUCAAAGAGCACUCACAUAAAGAAGAGAAAGGAGGAGGUUGUGAGCUGCGCAAUGGAAAGCACGGUGCUGAUGAAUUGGAGGGAGCAGAAAAGGAAGAAGCUAAAGCAAUGGCUGAGGUUACCCAGUCCUGGAGGAAGGAUGAUCCAACGAGCAACGAUGUGAUUGAGGAAACCAAAAGCAAGCUCCUGGAGGAGAGGAAGAGCAGGGUGAAAGCCUUGGUAGGCGCCUUCGAGACGGUCAUGUCCUUCAAGGAGUAGCAGUGGCUCAGCCUAAAUUCUUGGAUCAAUCCUUUUAUUUCCAUCUCAAGAUGAGUAGUACAUUGAGUGUUAAUACGAUGGUUUCUUUGGUUGAUUGUAUUCGAUGUGUUGGAUCUUUGUUUCUGACUGGUUAUCAUAGCAUUUAACACUGUUCGUUGCUGCUGUU